Capsella rubella is the source of this 728-nucleotide messenger RNA. Its product is annotated as CASP-like protein 4A2. The transcript has a single exon. The record is from RefSeq and is a predicted model, not a curated record. Lineage: Eukaryota; Viridiplantae; Streptophyta; Magnoliopsida; Brassicales; Brassicaceae. The coding region runs from base 40 to 660 and encodes 206 amino acids. Gene Ontology annotation, biological process: plant-type secondary cell wall biogenesis.
CAAUAACAUUUAGUUCGUUAACAAAAGCAUACGCUCAAAAUGGCUGCCCACGUUGACUUCUUCCCCUUUUACCCACCACCGUCCCAUCAACAUCCUCUCCCUUCUCCAUUUCCACCCCCACCGUAUCAUCUUCCCCCUCCUUCCCACAUUGUCCCUCCACCGCCACCAUCUUCUCAUCCCCAUCACCCACCGCCACCUCCUUCCCACUUUUCUCCUCCACCACCACCUCAUCCCCAUUUCCCGCCGCCACCAUAUCCUCGUCCCCAUCACCCACCGCCUCCACCUCACGUUCUUCCACCACCACCACCGCCACCACCGGGUCAUCAUCAUGUUAUCAUUGUGGUUGUUAUCUCUCUAGGCAGUUUGUUUUUUCUUGCAUUCCUCGCUGCCGCCCUCUUCUGCUAUCUCAAGAAAAGAAGAAUGUCUUCUACAAAGACUGAGAUUAUCAAGUUUGAUGAGCACCUCAAAGUCCAAGAAGUCACAGUGCCAGGACCCCAUGGCGAACCAACGAGAAUGGUAAUGCUCGAGGAAGACAUUCAUUUGGUAGAGGAUAUUCACAAGACUGAAAAUCUUAGCCGAGCUACUCACCUCAGCUCAACUGGAGGACAUGCCAUUGAUGUAUCAGACCCCAAUCAUCACUUUAUUGAGCACAAGGCCUAAAUCAAAAGAGAUGCGAUGGGCCAAAAUGUAACCAAGCAUUUAUUCUCACCAUCUUAAUAAUAAAUAAC